Messenger RNA from Poecilia latipinna (sailfin molly), 2771 nucleotides. Its product is annotated as cytochrome P450 2J2-like. NCBI's taxonomy places the organism in Eukaryota, Metazoa, Chordata, Actinopteri, Cyprinodontiformes, Poeciliidae. Gene Ontology annotation, biological process: xenobiotic metabolic process. Gene Ontology annotation, cellular component: intracellular membrane-bounded organelle; cytoplasm. The transcript has 9 exons. The coding region runs from base 585 to 2081 and encodes 498 amino acids. The record is from RefSeq and is a predicted model, not a curated record. Gene Ontology annotation, molecular function: oxidoreductase activity, acting on paired donors, with incorporation or reduction of molecular oxygen, reduced flavin or flavoprotein as one donor, and incorporation of one atom of oxygen; heme binding; iron ion binding.
GACAAAUAUAAAUCUAUUGUAGAAAUCAGUUAACAACUAAUCUAAUCUAAUUACUAAUUUAUUAUCUUUGCUUUUGAAGGAAUUAUUUUUUAGAAAUUGAGCGUUAUGAAUUCUUUAACACUGAUGCUUUACAAAUUGGACAGAGAGGUUGACAUUAAAACUUCUCUUUAUUUCAUCAAACAAUAUUAGGAAGUGGUGAAAUAUGUUUACAAAUGAGUUUAACAGCAACAUUAAUCCCCCCACAAAUUGGUAUUACAAAUGGUUUUUAUGUGACUUGUAUAUAAAUAUUCUGAGUGAUUUGAUCAUUUUAGCCUGAAAAGUUUCAUGUUGCUUCACUGUUAAGUUGGGUUUCACUGUAGUUUAAAAUACAGUUUGAAAAAGAGAGUUUUACUUCUUUGGCUCCAUAGAUAGUUUGUGAUUUGGUAGCAGCUCCUGGUUCAACACAGCUGAGUGGUUUUACUUUGAAACUCAGCUGUUCUCACCUGUCAAACUUUGACUCAGUACAGUUUGUCUUAUCUGCUUCCCACUGUGUUUGCUAAUAAAACAUCUGGCUCAUUUGCUCCACCUCGGGGUUCACAGACGACAUGGAGGCGAUCCUGAGUGUCCUCGGCUUGGACUGGAUAGACCUCAGAGGUCUUCUGAUAUUUGUCUGUGUUUUUCUGCUGCUGACAGAUGUUUUGAAGUACAGAGUACCUAGUAACUUUCCACCAGGUCCGUGGUCUUUUCCUUUUAUCGGAGACCUUCUUCGCAUUGAUGCGUCCAAAAUUCACCUGCAGUUUAAAGAGUUUGCAGGGAAAUAUGGGAAUGUCUUCAGUCUUCGUUUGUUUGGCGGAAGGGUUGUCGUCAUCAAUGGCUACAAGCUGGUGAGAGAGACUCUUAUCCAGCAAGGAGAAAACUUCACCGACCGUCCCAACAUCCCGUUGUUUGAAGCCGUAGCUCAGAACAAAGGUCUUAUAAUUUCCAGCGGUAAUCCAUGGAAGCAGCAGAGGAGGUUUGCUCUUCACACUCUCAGAAACUUUGGUCUGGGAAAGAAAACCCUGGAGCGAUCCAUCCAGCAGGAGUGUCGGUAUCUCACCGAGGCUUUUGCUGAUCUACAAGGUCAGCCGUUUAAUGCCCAAAAACUGAUCAACAACGCCGUGGGCAACAUCAUCUGCUGCUUGGUCUUUGGGAGUCGAUUUGAGUACAACGACAAGCAGUUCAGGAUCAUCCUUCAACACUUUGACGAUUCACUCUACUUACAAGGAACUGUGUGGGCACAGAUUUACAACGUGUUUCCCUGGCUGAUGAAAUGGCUGCCUGGACCUCAUCAGAGGAUUUUCACUAUAUCACAUGAAAUAUUAGGUUUUAUUAAAGUAAGGGUUCAAGAGCACAGAGAGAACCUGGACCCUUCAUCACCCAGAGACUACAUCGACUCCUUCCUCAUAGAGAUGGGAGAGAAAGAAGACAAGGAUUCUGGUUUUGAUAUCGACAAUCUGUGUUUUUGCACUCUGGACCUGUUUGGUGCUGGAACCGAAACCACCACCACCACUUUACACUGGGGGCUGCUGUACAUGAUCUUGAACCCACAAAUACAAGAGCGAGUCCAGGCUGAGAUAGACGCUGUGAUUGGUCCGUACAGGCAGCCGUCUACGGCUGACAGAGACAACAUGCCUUACACCAACGCUGUCAUCCAUGAGAUGCAGAGGAUGGGGAACAUCGUCCCGCUCAAUGUGGCCCGCACAGCUAACCAGGACACUACAGUGGAUAAAUACACCAUCCCAAAGGGCACCAUGAUUCUUGCUAUACUGGACUCAGUUUUACACGAUGAGUCCAUGUGGGAAACUCCGUACACCUUCAAUCCUCAGCACUUUCUGGAAAAGGACGGCAAAUUCAGGAAGAGAGAAGCAUUUCUCCCCUUCUCUGCAGGUAAACGUGUGUGUCUUGGGGAGCAGCUGGCCAGGAUGGAGCUGUUCCUCUUCUUCACCUCCCUCCUCCAGAGGUUCACGUUUUCAUCUCCUCCAGGAGAAAAGCCCAGUCUGGAGUUCAAACUGGGACUCACUCGCUGUCCGAAACCUUACCGCCUCUGUGCCGUUCCACGUUAACCUGCUGACUGAUGACAAAAAACAACUAUAAAAUUACUAUAAAAUGAAUCGUAAUGGCAGUCAACAUGAAAAUGAACCUAUAAAGUGCAAUAAAGAUUAAAAUGUUUAGAAAAUGGCUGUUUUAGGAAAAAAACGUGAUUUUAUUGGACCAGACUCAUUAGAUAAGCCUUUCAUUUAAACUGCAUUUGCCCAAAUAUCAUGAAAACACUUUCGUGUAAUCAAACUACCUAAGAUAUUUCUUGCAUGUACUUUCUGUUUAGCAACACAUUUUUUUAGAUUUUGCAUUCUUAUUUUUUGUCUCAAUGUCCAUCUCUUUUAAAGUAGUAUUAACAGUACUUUGAACAAAUCUUCAAUUCAGUCGGUGCUAUUUUCUUGUUUAUUUUCCUUGUAAUUACUUUCAGGAUAAUCAUCAAGUCUCACAAAUGUUUGGCUGGAAUCGUUAAUGGUUUAAGAAUUCAAAAUGCAGAUUUACAAGGAUUUGCAGGUGACCACGUGUUAUGACUUGGGUCAGAGGUUUUCAAGUUGGGAGUGGCGGCCCCCAGUGGCGUUUUGGGAGCACUACAAGAGGGUGUUGUAAAAUUUCAGAAUGAUUUGACAAAUUCAGUUGUUUUUUUUUUUUAUUCAAAGUUGUCUUUCAAUACACACUAACAUGAAGUCAACAUGCAACAUAUUCAAUAAAGGAGCCAUUGA